AUGAACAGUCUGCUCAACAGACGGAUAUUCCAAGCCAGCGUCUGUGCCUUCAGACCCCAGCCUUCUGUCUUCAAGCCCGCCUCACAAGUCGUCGUAUCCAGUCUAUUUCGAUCACUAGCCCCAUUCAGGCCAUCACCCAGCCAGGCGAAGGGAUGGGUUCUCCGAUACCAAUCGAACACCACUCGUGAUCAUCAGGAACCUAGUAUACCCUCGAUCGGAUUCAGAGGACCUCACAAGGAACCCAAGUUGAAGAGCCUCGUCGCACGAAUUGAACCAUACCUUGCCCUGUCUAGAGUACGAGCUCCUAUAGGCGCCGUGUUACUCUUCCUCCCAUGCGGCUCGUCGCUCGCCUUGGCAGCCUCGAGCGCGGCAGUCAGUCCGCAAUUCUUGAUCGCCCAAAGCUGUAUUUUCGGCCUGGGUGCGUUCGUGAUGCGGGGUGCCGGAUGUACGAUCAACGAUCUCUGGGACCGCUCGAUCGAUAAAAAAGUUUCCCGGACUCAACUCAGGCCGCUAGCCUCCGGCGCACUCUCUCCAAUCAAUGCGGUCGGCUGGCUUGGCAUUCAGCUUUCGAUCGGCUUGGCUAUUCUACUCCAAUUGAAUAUGUAUAGCAUCCUACUCGGUGCUUCUUCGCUCUCUCUAGUCAUAAUUUAUCCUCUAAUGAAACGAAUUACCUAUUGGCCACAACUCGUACUAGGAUUGGCGUUUAACUGGGGGGCACUGCUUGGAUCAUCAGCCAUACUGGGACAAACGGACUGGAAAGUGUCGGUACCGUUGUACGUGGGGAACAUAUGCUGGACGAUAGUGUAUGAUACGAUCUACGCCCAGCAGGAUAAGAAAUUCGAUGUACUUGCUGGAGUCAAAUCCACCGCCCUUCUUUUUGGCUCUCGACCAGUACCCAUCUUGGCCGGAUUUUCCACUGCCUUCGUGGGCUUUACAGCUCUCAGUGGCUUCAUGAAUGGCUGUGGAAUCGCAUUUUAUACUGUAGCUGUCGUCGCACCGGCAAUUCAUCUGGCACAUCUCCUCAGAAAACUCGAUCCGGACUCCCCUGCUGCCUGUCACAACAGCUUCAUCGCUAGCGCUAUUACUGGUUCAUUGGUCUGGCUAGGCUGUCUUCUUGAUUAUUGCGUUCGGUCCUUUCUCAUUUGA
Messenger RNA from Puccinia triticina, 1146 nucleotides. RefSeq lists its product as uncharacterized. Gene Ontology annotation, biological process: ubiquinone biosynthetic process. Bases 1 to 1146 code for a protein of 381 amino acids. The record is from RefSeq and is a predicted model, not a curated record. Gene Ontology annotation, cellular component: mitochondrial inner membrane. The transcript is spliced from 2 exons. Lineage: Eukaryota; Fungi; Basidiomycota; Pucciniomycetes; Pucciniales; Pucciniaceae. Gene Ontology annotation, molecular function: 4-hydroxybenzoate polyprenyltransferase activity.